Messenger RNA from Cercopithifilaria johnstoni, 1973 nucleotides. The record is from the annotation of a GenBank genome assembly. Lineage: Eukaryota; Metazoa; Nematoda; Chromadorea; Rhabditida; Onchocercidae.
AUAUUUUGCGUAGCAAUAGUGCUAGUAGAUCAGGCACAUGCUACGAUAAAGAUCCUGACUGUUCCAAUGAUAUCUGUGAAAAUUAUCCCUAUACGGCCAAAGAACGAUGUCCAAAAUUUUGUGGUUUAUGUCAUCAUCAUUCGUCGACAGAAUUCUCAUCGUCACAUCAGCAAAGUUCAACAUUGGGAAGUGGGAUUAUUGAAAAAGGAAGAAAACUGUUGAAUUCUUGUGUCGAUAAAGACUCUGAUUGUACCGCGGAAAUUUGUCGUAAUUAUCCAUUUACGGCAAGAGAUCGGUGUGCCAAGACAUGUGGUCUAUGUUCCGAAGAUAUCUCUAGUUCAACUACAUCAAGUCAUCACACAGCGAUUGGAAUAGGCAAAUCUAAAGGAGGAUUGCCCAGAACCGGAAAUGCUCUCAUUAACCGUGGUAUGUGUUUCGACAGAAAAUUCGAUUGCAGAAAGGAAACAUGCCGAGAUUUUCCAUUUACCGCUAGAGAGGAGUGCGCUAAAACAUGUGGAUUUUGUACUGCCGAUGUGACGAGCAUUCCAUCCAUGCCAUCUUCUUCGCCUGGUAUAGCUUUUGAUACAAUGUCACGAAGUCAUCAUGCAUCUAUUCGGAUAAAUGAGCGUGAUGGUAUUAGUGCAAGUAGCGGAAAUGGUCCUAUUAGUAGUGGUAUGUGUUUCGACAGAAAAUUCGAUUGCAGAAAGGAAACAUGCCGAGAUUUCCCAUUUAUCGCUAGAGAGGAAUGCGCUAAAACAUGUGGAUUUUGUACUGCCGAUGUAACGAGCAUUCCAUCUUUGCCACCUUACUCGUCUGGUACAGCUUUUAGUACAAUAUCACCAAGUCGUUAUGCAUUUAUUCGGAUAAAUGAGCGUGGUGGUAUUAGUGCAAGUAGCGGAAAUGGUCCUAUUAGUAGUGGUUUGUGUUUCGACAGAAAAUUCGAUUGCAGAAAGGAAACAUGCCGAGAUUUCCCAUUUACCGCUAGAGAAGAAUGCGCUAAAACAUGUGGAUUUUGUACUGCCGAUGUAACGAGCAUUCCAACCCUGUCACCUUACUCGUCUGAUGCAGAUUUUGGCACAAUGUCAUCAAAUCGUCAUGCAUCUAUUCGGAGAAAUGAGCGUGGUGGUAUUAGUGCAAGUAGCGGUAUUUCACAUCAAUCCUCUAAAUAUAAUGGUUUUAAAACCUCUCACAAUACCUCGUCACACUCUACGCUUUUAAAAGACAAGGACUUAGAAUGCGUUGAUUUGAACAUCGAUUGCACUCAACAAACUUGCAAAGACUACCCUUUCACUGCUAGACAACGUUGCGCCAAAACUUGCGGAUUCUGUCACAAACAACCGAAUGCUGGCGGUGAUACAACGAAUGUUGGAAAUCGACAUUCAUCUCUGGACAGAAUUUCAGCGGGAAGCAGGACCCCUGAAUUAGAUCGAAGUGAUAGCUCACUACGAAGAAAUACAUUAUCGGCAACCGCUGGAGAUUGCAGGGAUGAGGAUUCUCAAUGUUCAGAACGAUCAUGCCUGGAGCAACCAUAUAAAGCGCAAACAAGAUGCGCUAAAACUUGCGGUUUUUGUGGUGAAAAAAGCUCACAAGGUUCGAUGAUCGAUCUCGAAUCUCCUUCUGUGGAUAGUUCAGAUGACGGCAUUGUAAUUACUCUCGAAAGUGAUGAUACUGAUAGUAGUCCGCCAACAGCGACAUCUGGGCGUCCUUUGACCACUGGAUAUGGUGAUGAUGGUACAUGGGCGCAAAACUCGCAGGACUCAUCCAUUAGCAGACGCAUUGAUUCAUCCCGUAGAUCUUCAUCAUCAGCACAUAUACAGCAAUCAACAAAGAGACCAUACUUGGGAGCUCAAAGAAGAUAUCCUGGCAGAACAGGCCCAUGUUCUGAUGAAAAUACAUACUGCGAGAAGGAAGACUGCUAUAAAUAUCCAAAAUUUUCUCAAAGAUAUUGUGAAAAAACUUGCAAUUAUUGUUAA